CAAAUAGGAAGACUGAGAGUCUGGCUGGCUGCCGCCUGGAGACUCCAGCAGAAGGUCCGUCUGUCCCGGCACAAAGAGGCCUAGAAGAGGCAGGGUCCUGGAAAGAGGAUCCCCAAGGGCUGAGGACAUGGGUCUGGCCUGGCCCCCAGCUGGGGAGGAACACAAGAUUCUAAAGCAGUGAGGAGCCCAGACCCUACCCAGACCUGGACCCACCUGAGCCAGCCUCCUGCUCUUCCAGAGCUGACUCCAGAGAUGGCUCUGACCCGGGGGCUGCUCCCGCUCGCCCUGCUGGUGCUCUGCUGGGGGCCCUGCGUGGCAGGGGCCCAAGGGACCUUCCCCCUGCAGACCCUGCGCUGCCAUAACGACUACACCAGCCGCAUUGUCUGCAGGUGGGCGGACACCCAGGACGCCCAGCGGCUGGUCAACGUGACCCUCCACCGCAGGCUGAACAGGGGCCUUCCACAGCCAGUGUCCUGCGAUCUCAGUGAUGGCAUGCCCUGGUUCGAUGGCCAUUGUCCCGGCUGUGUGCCCAGAAUAUGUGUCAUUCCCUACGAAGUUUUUGUCAUUGCUGACCAUGACUACUUCUCAUUCCGACCGGACCAGCCUCUGGGCACCCAGCUCACCGUUACUCUGAGUCAGCAUGUGCAGCCCCCCUCACCCAAGGACCUCAACAUCCGUGCUGCUGGGGACGGUUUCCUGCUGUCCUGGAGUGUGGCCCAUGGGGGUUCCCAGAGCCACUGGCUGUCCAGCCUGGAGUUUGAGGUGGUCUACAGGCGGCUUCAGGACUCCUGGGAGGACGCGCCCACCAUCUACUCCAGCUCCUCCCGGGCCAUCCUGGGGCCAGAGCACCUCAUGCCCAGCAGCACCUAUGUGGCCCGAGUGCGCACCAGGCUGGCCCCGGGCUCGGGGCUCUCGGGACGGCCCAGUCAGUGGAGCACGGAGGUUCGCUGGGCCUCCCAACCAGGGAAUGAGUCCCAGCCCCAGAACCUCCAGUGUUUCUUCAACGGGGCUGCCCUGCUCAGCUGCUCCUGGGAAGUGAGGUCCGAGGUGGCCAGCUCGGUCUUCUUCACUCUCUUCUACAAGUCCAGCCCCAGUGCAAGGGAGGAAGAAUGUUCCCCAGUGCGGACGGAGGAGACCAGCAGCCCUUACGUACGGCACCGCUGCCAGAUUCCCGUGCCUGAGCCCAGGGACCACAGCCAGUACCUCGUCUCUGUUCGACCAAAGGAGGAAGAGAAACUUAUAAAGAGCUCAGAUAACAUCCAGAUGGCUCCUCCAACCCUCAACAUGACCAAGGGCAGAGAUGGCUACAUCCUGCACUGGAAAGAAGGAAAAAUGAACUAUGAACACAUAGCUUGCAUCUUCCAGGUCCAGUACAAGAAAGAAGCUGCCUCAUGGGAGGAGACCAAGACAGAGGACUUCCAGAACGCCCACAGCAUGUGCCUGCCACCUCUGGAGUCUGCCACCAAGUAUCAGGCCAGAGUGAGAGUCAAACCUGACCCCCGAGGCUACAACGGGAUCUGGAGCGAGUGGAGUGAGGAGAGCUCCUGGGACACUGAGUGGGUGCUGUCCAUGUGGGUCCUGGCGCUCAUCCUGGUCAUCAGCACCUUGAUCCUGCUCGUGUCCCUGCGCUUCUGUGGAGUCUACUGGUACAGGCUGAACCAGAAGUGGGAGGAGAAAAUCCCCAGCCCCAGCAAGAGCCACCUGUUCCAGAACGGGCGCGCCGGGCUCCGGCUCCCACACAGCGUGCGCGUCGUCGGCAGCGGGAGCCUCGCACACAGCGGGCCCUGGGGCGGCAGCCGCCCUCAGCCGGAGGGGGCGUCCCCUGUAGACUUCGGGCACAGUGAGGUGUCACCUCUCACCACAGAGGACCCUAAAGAUGCCUGUGACUCAUCACCUGAGCCUGACAUGACUCUGGUCGCCUCGGACCUCCCCACGGAGCAGCCGCCCCGGCCCCCGCCAGAGCUGGCCACCCCCUCGAGCCGGCCUGAGAGCCAGGCUUCCGGCUUUGAUUUCAAUGGCCCCUACCUGGGGCCGCCCCACAGCCACUCCCUGCCUGACAUCGUGGGCCAGCAGGGACCCCUACAGACAGGCACGAGCAGGAAGUCGCAGCCCCCAGAGUCCCCGAAGUACCUGUUUCUGCCCGCAGGGGGGCAGGUGCAGCUGGUCCCACUGGCUCAGGUGAUGGGGCCGGGCAAAGCCAGGGAUGCGGACCUGAGGUCCAGCCCAGGCACCGAGGGGAGCCCUUCCCUGGAGUCAGGGGCAGGCCCUGCCCCUCCUGAGCCUGGCGUGAUGGUGGGUGGUCAAGGCCCGAAGGACAGGGCCCCCCCAGGUCUGCCCACUGGCUCUCGGGGUCCUGAGGAAGGCACUGUGGCCACUGGUUACGUCACCACUGCAGAUCUGACAUUCACCCCACCCACAGGGGCCCCGUCUCCUUCUCAGGCUCCCCCUCUGGGCCUCCCCUCAGACCAGAACCCCAGCCUCUGUCCUGGACUGGCCGCUGGUCCCCCUGGAUCCCUAGCCCCACUGAAGCCAGAGUUUGAAGGCUAUGUGGAGCUCCCUCCAACCACAGGCCAAUUUCCCCAGUCCCCUCUGGCCAGCCCUGCCCCUCCUGCAGCCAGCAGUGCUGUCCUGAGCCCAGGGCCGCCCCGGGCAGAUGUGUUCUCAGUCUCCCCAACCCCCGAGGGGCUCCUCGUCCUGCAGCAAGUGGGUGACUACUGUUUCCUCCCUGGUCCAGGGUCUGGCCCUCUCUCACCCCAGAGUAAGCCCACUUCCCCAGGACCCUGUCCUGAGAUCAGGGACCUCAACCAGGUGUUCCAGGCCAAGAAGCCCCCAUCUCAGGCCAUUCCCCAGGUGCCGGCCAUUCAGCUCUUCAAAGCCCUGAAGCAGCAAGAUUACUUGUCACUACCCCCUUGGGAUGUCAGCAGGCCUGGGGAGGUGCGCUGAGACCCUGUAGACGUUGAGGGAGGGGAAUAGAAGGAGAGGGUCUGCCUUUCCUCUGGCCCUGCCUUUCCCUCCUGCCAGCCCCUGGUCCCUUCCAUGGUCCUUUCCGCAAAGCCAAAAAGAAGUUUCCAUGUUGUAACAUGGAGACCAGAAAAACAAGUCAACCAUCUACCUCCUCCCUUGACCUUCAGCAAGGUCAAGCUCCUCUUUCUCUCCCUCCCUCUCUGCCACACGCGCGCGCGCGCACACACACACACUGUUCUUUCAAAUUCACUUCUUUUAGGUUCUGAAUUAUUAGAGCUUUAUACACAUACUCAUUUCAUUUGCCCCCGUUUUCCUUUUUUCCCAGUUUCCCUGCUUUUCCUAUUGUCUUCUCUUUCCACUGAUUUAUCAUUAGAGUGAGUUUGAGGUCUGGGCUAAGCGUAUUCUGAGAUGCCAUGUCUCAGUCAGAGCCUAUUCAGAUGCUGACAUAUCUGGUUUCAUGGAGGACUUCUGUCUGUCCCUGGCAGGCAUGAAUGCACACGACAAGAUUCCAGCCCGGGGACUUCCCUGGCGGUCCAGUGAUUAAGACUCCGCCCUUCCAAUGCAGGGGGCACAGGUUUGAUCCCUGCUCAGGGAACAAAGAUCCCACAUGUCACACCCUGUGGUGUGGCCCAGUGCGGGGAGGGGAAGAGAUUCCAGCCCUGAGGCAGGAGGCAGAAGGUAUGGGGUGAGGGCUUGGGGGUUUCAGGCUUGGAAGAGCAGCUCUGGACUCAGCAUGCUUCUGUCGGGCGCUGCAGGCCCAGACAUGGUAGCAAAGCACCAACCUCCAUUGUCACUCCAAGAAAUGGGCAUGGCGUGAGAAGCACUGUUCUGAGCGCCCAAGGAGCCCUGCUAGUCUCACGGAGGUGACUGGGGAGCCUCAGGGACCCCAGGCCCUGCAUCUUGUAGAGGCCACUGACCUGAGCAGUGGGCAGUGCCAGCUCCUGGUUGAAGUGAUCUCCUUCCUACAUCCAGGCUGGUGGGGCCUGGAGAAAUUCAGGAGGGGAGGGGAGUCCAGAACCCACGUCGACUGCAGAAAAGUUGGAAAGAACUGCUCAACAAGGGAAAAAGGAAAAUGACCCAAAGGCAUGUACUCUUGGGCUUAUAGUCCAAAUCUUGCAGCUGCCCUCCCUCCAGAAAGACCUUACAAAUCCCAUGCCCACCAGCCACGUACGAGGGGCUUUUGGUCUAUGGCUUGGCUUACGCUGGGGAUCAUGGUCCUUUGAAAUUCAAAUUUCAUAAAUCUUUGCCUUUCUGAUAUGCAAAAAAAAAUGGCAUUAAAUUGUUUUAAUUUGCAUUAUUUGAGAACUAGCAAGUUUGCACAUAUUUUCAUAUUUCUUGGGUGUUUGUAUUUUUUUUUACUGAUCUAAGCCCGUUAAGAUCUUUGUUGUGUUGGAUAUCCCCUUUUUUCUAAUUAAGCUUUAAAAACUAUUUAGCUCCUGCCUUUCAUAGAUGGUGUAAAUUUGUUUUCCUCAUUUGUGGUUUGUCUCUUAAUUUUGUACAUGACGCUUUUGGGUGUAUUCAAUGUAGACUUGUCUGGGUGAUCAGAUAGAUCUACGGGUGAACUUCUUCACGCUUCCACUUUGGGUGUCAAAUUGACAAAGCCCUUCCCCACUUCAAAAUUGCAUUUGUCCGAACCACACUCCAAGUUUGGGAAGAUUGUCGAUCGAAUUGACAGUGAUGGGGAUGGCUUUGUCACCACCGAGGAGCUGAAAACCUGGAUCAAACGGGUGCAGAAAAGGUGCAUCUACGAUAAUGUCGCCAAAGUCUGGAAAGAUUAUGAUCGGGACAAAGACGAUAAAAUUUCCUGGGAAGGAUACAAACAAGCCACCUACGGUUACUACCUAGGAAACCCCACAGAGUUUCAUGAUACUUCAGAUCAUCACACCUUUAAAAAAAUGCUGCCACAUGAUGAGAGAAGGUUCAAGGCUGCAGACCUCGAUGGUGACCAGACAGCCACCCGGGAGGAGUUCACCGCCUUUCUGCACCCUGAGGAGUUUGAGCAUAUGAAGGAAAUUGUGGUUUUGGAAACUCUGGAGGACAUCGACAAGAAUGGGGAUGGCUUUGUGGAUCAGGAUGAGUAUAUUGCUGAUAUGUUUUCCCACGAGGAGACUGGCCCUGAGCCAGACUGGGUGCUGUCAGAACGGGAGCAGUUUAAUGAAUUCCGAGAUCUGAACAAGGACGGGAAGCUGGACAAAGAUGAGAUUCGCCACUGAAUCCUCCCGCAAGACGAUGACCACGCACAGGCUGAGGGCAGGCACCUGGUGUAUGAGUUGGACAAAAACAAGGAUGAAAAGCUCACUAAAGAGGAGAUCUUGGACAACUGGAACAUGUUUGUUGGAAGUCAGGCUACUAAUUAUGGGGAAGAUCUCACCAAAAACCAUGAUGAGCUUUGAUGCACAUUCACCAUAAUAUGACAGACUGUCAUAGGCUUUCGUUUAUUGUCCUGGAUAAUUGUUACAACUGUCUCAUUUACAGCAGUUGUGUCCCCCCAAAAAGCAAGUUUAUCACCUCAGAUUGGGGUUAAAAUUAUUUUUUACUCAAUAUUUGCUGGAAAAUAGUCAUCACUGAUCUUUGAGUAAGGUUUCUGUCCAAACACAUUAAAAUCUUGGUAAAUUGCAAUGCUCUAUGGGGAUACAUUGCUAAAACAUGACUUUUUAGCUUUUUCCAUGAAAUUUGAACUGAAGGGGAAUAAAAUUUGAAAAAGCCCUAUUAUUCAGAAGUUGGGUGAGCGGGGAGAGGGCAGUAUAUGGAGUGACUGCUAUGUAUUUUAACUGCAGAGUUUUUACAUUUGCCACUGUUAAGUAAUUGGUGAGGGAAAAUUCUGAUUAAGCUUCAGUGGUAUCUCUUCCUACACAGGCUUCUUUCAGAGCAAGGCUGAUAUUUCAGAUUCUCCUUCUUGACUUUGUACUCUGAGCUGUUACUGUAAAUGGCAUAUAAACUUCUGCGCAUUCUUCUAUAUGGACCUGCUAAUGAGCACAACAGAUCCACCCAUCUUUGUUUUUUGUUUUUUGUCUUUGUUUUUUACAAUAAGAAGAAGUUAAGAAAGUUUAUGUGAAAAAGAAAGGAAUUUUAAAGGUAGGGAGAAAAGAUGAAUGUCAGGCAUUUGAAGAACUAUAGGAAAAUGGUAAACACUUUACCAUACUUGAGAAAUUUUUCUUGACAUGUAAAUGAAGCAGAUCUGAUCUUUGAAAAAGUGAAUAGAAAUCCAAUCCAUUUCCUUGCUGAUCUCUGAUAGGAAUAGGGAGUAGGGUCCUAGGAAAGCCUGCUUAGUGGAGCUCUGGAACCCAUCUCAUCCAGUCCCGGUGAAUCCACACCCCUCGGACCUGCCCCAGGACCACUUACACCAUGUAAUUGACAAAGCAGUGUUCCAAGCCACUGGCUGAACUGGAAGAAAUAACUUUUACAGGUUGAACUUCCACCUUAUAAGGAGAAAGUGAAUGAAAUAAAGGAUCCCUCUGAGGAAAAAAAAAAAAAAAA
Molecule: messenger RNA, 6441 nt
Organism: Balaenoptera acutorostrata (minke whale)
Lineage: Eukaryota; Metazoa; Chordata; Mammalia; Artiodactyla; Balaenopteridae
Product: cytokine receptor common subunit beta
Exons: 14
Coding region: 253-2943 (896 amino acids)
Biological process (GO): cytokine-mediated signaling pathway; immunoglobulin mediated immune response
Cellular component (GO): external side of plasma membrane; membrane
Molecular function (GO): cytokine receptor activity; protein binding
Source: RefSeq, a predicted model, not a curated record